Messenger RNA from Nematolebias whitei (Rio pearlfish), 2180 nucleotides. RefSeq names its product zinc finger protein 319. The record is from RefSeq and is a predicted model, not a curated record. The transcript has a single exon. Bases 159 to 1910 code for a protein of 583 amino acids. NCBI's taxonomy places the organism in Eukaryota, Metazoa, Chordata, Actinopteri, Cyprinodontiformes, Rivulidae.
ACACACAUCCAGGACUUGAGUCCUCCACACACACAUCCAGGACUUGAGUCCUCCACACACACAUCCAGGACUUGGCUCCUCCACUCUUUAACUCUGCAGCUCCAUCCUGUCAGCCCAACUUCUUCCACUCUUGAGCUGCCUCCACCCACGGUGUGACGAUGACGGAGGCAUGGCAGCAGCAGCAUGCAGUGGUCCCACCAGCUGUGGUGCACACGCUCCCCCAGGUCUCGGACACCCCCCUGAGCUGCACCGUAUAUGGAGUGGUCCUGCAGCCAGACGCCUCCCUGCAGCAGCCCCAGCUCACCCAGCAGCACACGGUUCAAGCCCAGCAAGCCUCCUUACAGGCAGGUGGCGAUAGAGGACACAAAUGUGGUGUCUGUGGCCUGGACCUGUCUCACCUGCCCAACCCUCAUGAGCACCAGUGCAUGGUGACACAGGACCGUUCGUUCCAGUGCACCCAGUGCAUGAAGAUCUUCAGCCAGGCCACAGAUCUGCUGGAGCACCAGUGCGUUCAGGUGGAGCAGAAGCCUUUUGUGUGUGCAGUUUGUAAGAUGGGCUUCUCGCUGCUCACCUCCCUGGCUCAGCAUCACAACUCGCACGGAAACAAUCCCAUGAAGUGCUCCAUCUGUGAGAAAACCUACCGGCCGGGCUCUGGAAAUGUCACCCCCACCUCAUCCUCUGCCAACCCCCAGCAACCCUCUACCGGGGAGACGUCUGGUGGCGGUGCAGCGAUCAGUGCCUCGUCUCCUCCUGCGUUUGAAGCCUCUGCACCAGACCGGCCGUACAAGUGCUCUGUGUGUCACAAGUCCUUUCGGCAUUUGUCAGAGUUGACGCGCCACGAGAGGAUACACACGGGUGAAAAGCCAUAUAAGUGUGACACGUGCGAUAAGAGUUUCAGCCAGUCGUCGCACCUGGCGCACCACCAGCGUACACACAGCUCCGAGCGGCCGUACAAAUGUGCUGUUUGUGAGAAGAGCUUCAAGCACCGCUCUCACCUGGUGCGGCACAUGUAUGCUCAUUCAGGCGAGCACCUGUUCAAGUGCAAUUUAUGUGAGAUGCACUUUAAAGAGUCGUCCGAGCUGCUGCACCAUCAAUGCCAGCCUGAAGGUGAGAGACCUUUCCGCUGUGAAUCGUGUGGAAAGAGCUUCAAGCGUCCUUCCGACCUACGGCAACAUGAACGCACACACUCUGAGGAGCGGCCGUUUCAGUGUGAAGAGUGCCAGAUGAGCUUCAAACAGCAGUAUGCCCUGGUUCGCCACCGGCGCACUCAUAAAAACCCAGCCGAUCGUCCUUUUAAGUGUAACCUUUGUGAUAAGGGCUUUCUGCAACCCUCUCAUCUACUGUACCACCAGCAGGUUCAUGGCAUGGAGAGUCUGUUCAAGUGUGCCUCCUGCCAGAAGUCUUUCAGCCAGUCAGGGGAGCUGCUGCGGCACAAAUGUGGCGGAGAGGUAGAGAAACCCUACAAGUGUGAUGUGUGUGGCAAAGGCUACAAAAAGAAUUCGACGCUGCAGCGCCACCAGAGCACCCACUGCACAGAGAAGCCUCUGAAGUGCUCCCUGUGCGACAAGCGCUUCAUGUCGUCCUCGGAGUUCGUUCAGCAUCGCUGCGACCCAACGAGGGAGAAACCGCUGAAGUGCCCCGACUGCGAGAAACGCUUCAGGUACUCGUCAGAGCUGCAGCGCCACCGCCGAGUCCACACGGGCGAGAAGCCCUUCAAAUGUGCCAACUGUGAGAAGAGCUUCAAACAGCGCGAGCACUUGGCCAAGCAUCAGAGCGUGCACUCGCGGGAGACGCAGUUCAAGUGCGUGUGGUGCGGCGAGCGCUUCGUUGACCUGGCAGCCCUGCAGGAGCACACGGUGCAGCACACAGCUGAGGGCGAGAACUUCUCUGAAGCUCCCUGCAUCCAGUGAGCUGCAAGCAUCAAGGACUCGGACACUUACUGGUCUGACUGGGUUCAACUUUUGGAGACCAGUUGGUGUUUAAAUGUUGACAGGAAACGGGCAACGUUCAGAGAAUCACAGCUUAUUGUGUGCACGCCUCAGCUUUAUUUAGGCUGUGCACGUUCUUUUACCCGUCUCGGCAGCUGCCCCAUGUUGAUGCUUCUCUGUAAAUUCAGACUGAUGUCCUAAUAAUCCAGAUGUUCUACAGCUGCACAUGUUGUGUGUGAGGGAGCUGCUGUG